GCUUCGGCCAUCAAAAGUAGCGAAUAGGAUACCAUACCUACCAAAUUGAACUAUGAACGGGGUCCGCCUCUGCGUCUCUACACCGCCUUCGUCCUCGGCAUCGACUUAGACUGAGCCCGAGGCUGACACGAAUUCACGGUGUGUUGGCCGCCUAACGGUCAGCCAGCCAACGAAUGUAUCGCGAAGCAAAUCUUUUUCGCCAAUAAUACGUACCUCUUUGUUGUGUAUCUGCUUUGCUCGCUGUCGGCAUCGAUACUGAAGGCGCUCCUGUUACACCAUAGGAUCGCAUCUGCACGUUCCAUCCACAAUCCUGUCCCAUCAAGCUGGGCUGCCGAGCUGUUGUAGCACAUCCUACGCACGGCUGACUGCAUGUACUUUCUCCCAAUGCCCGGAUUAACUGCACGGUUGAAGAGGUUGAGGGACAAGAACGACGCGUCGACCCCGGUACUUCGCGAGCCGCCUGGCGCAGCGACUCGAGGUAGCCGUCUCCACGUCAAGUGUAGCACAACCUCUCUGGGUAUUUCGCUACCUCUGGCUGUGACCGUAUCUUCCACCUUCGGGGUGGAAAAUCAAGUGUUCCUGCCACGUCAUUGCACGAUUCAGUCGCGUGACGAAGAAAUCAGCGAUGGGUCCGCUUUCGACUUUGACGUUGCAUACUUCUACGGCGAUUCGAAUCACACGGUCUCUACUACUCGCGACACCGACUCGUUCCGGAGCAGCCGGGCGAAAUUCGUGACCGAUCGAAGUGACAAACAAGUUCUAGUCCCCUUACUGGCUGCCCACUGGUGCAUACAAAGACGCGCGGAAGGUUUCAAGACACAAGGAUCUGAUCAAUCACCUGCUGCUACACCCAGACCACACCUCAUCACUUUACAAGACGCUUUGGCGAGGGACGACAUCAGACGUCGCGACGAAGGAUUCGAACUCGCUUUGGAGAUGCAGACACCCCGAUACCGAUGUGCCACACCGUUCACGCCAUGCGUCCCGGGCCAUGGUGAAAUCACUGGGUUACCGACACGAGAGGGCGGCCCCCGUUUGUCUUCGGACAUCCCGACAAUUCCGUCCGCAUACUCGUCGGGGAGCUGGGAGGAGAAGCUCCCCAUCAUCUCGGAUACCAUAUCCUCGCCGAUUGAUGCGCAAGGCCUAGUCAUUGGUGGUGAGGCGGAAGCAUCCGAUACGGAAGGAAUUUUGGACGACCAUUCGAGCAGCUCCAUCGACGAGACAAGCUUCAUGCGUAUGGCUGCGCCUUUGGGAUGGUGACCUGUCUCUGGUGUAUUGCUCUCGUGCCUUGCCAUUGUUGUGUCCUGUG
Messenger RNA from Rhodofomes roseus, 1309 nucleotides. RefSeq lists its product as uncharacterized. NCBI's taxonomy places the organism in Eukaryota, Fungi, Basidiomycota, Agaricomycetes, Polyporales, Fomitopsidaceae. The record is from RefSeq and is a predicted model, not a curated record. The coding region runs from base 370 to 1260 and encodes 296 amino acids. The transcript is spliced from 2 exons.